This is a messenger RNA of Closterium sp. NIES-67, 1954 nucleotides long. Lineage: Eukaryota; Viridiplantae; Streptophyta; Zygnematophyceae; Desmidiales; Closteriaceae. The record is from the annotation of a GenBank genome assembly.
GGGGCUUCUCCUAGUCUCCUGAAACAAGCCCCUUUCCGUUCUGCCAGUCUUUUUCUCAAGCAGCCUCGCCUUCUGCUCGCUUGAGAUUGAUUCAGUAUAACGGACGGGAGAAGAAGCCAAGGGCUUAUUCUCGAGCCACGUCAGCCGUUCCGCUUCUCUUCUUGUUGCUCUGUUGUAUAAAACGUGGGAGUGAUUAGAAUGGCUGUCGCCGCUCGUGCAGCCUUCAGCGGAUGCAUCCGCGUCAGCACCACAACCAGCGAAGCCGGAUUUCUCGGAUUGCAGCAGCCACAGCGACCUUGUCGCCGAUUUCCGCCUCUUACGACAGCUGCUCGCCAGUCGUCAUACGAAUCCGCCUCGCUGUGUUCCGAGCAAUUGCAGCAAUUGCGGCAGUCGCUCUCACCAACCGCUGGAUCCAAAGCCAGGCGUGGUAACUUCCAUCAGCCAAACCGCAGCAGAAGCUUCCGAGCGCUCUCCGUCGUCGCCGCUGCAUCAGGGUGGAACCGCGGCGAUGGCGAGCCCGAGUCCUCUCCCGCUGCUUUAUCAGGACCGCGCGAGAUUGGAAGCAGGAAAAACGGCCGAGCAGCGAGGAGACGCGGCAAUACUGUAGCAGCAGCUGCGCGCGAGGGCAUGGCUCUGGGUGACGUGGACGGCAGCAGCGCGUGGUUCGAGGAUGACGUGGAGUUCGUGCUCCACUUGGCGAGCGACGAGGAGCUCCGCGAGCUGUGGGACAUUCUCUACGGCCGCAGCCUCUUCAGCCCGGUGUUCAAGUCCAUCACGGCGGGGGACGGCUCCGCGUCCGCCGCGCAGCUGUUCAGCGCGGCGUUCGGGGAGAGCAGCGAGGGGCUGGAGAGGGCGGAUCUAAUCCAGCGGCUGGAGGCACGCUUCUUCUUCCUCUCCGCCGAUGCGAGAGACACCGUGACUGGCAAUCGCCCGUCGUACCGAGAUGUGCUGCUGACAGUGCGGCAGCGGCUGGGAGUGCGGUGCAGUGCGGUGCUGUCGACGCCUGACUUAGAGAGCGAGAUAUUUCUGCACCUGCUGAACAAUUACGCUGACACCAUGGAAGAGGAUAUUGGCGGCAGCAACAGCAGCACUGGCAGCACUGGCAGCCCAUGGGCCAUAGCAGGGGAGUGGGCCAUGGGGCAAGAGGGGAAAGCCUCCCGCGAGAGUGGGAGUGCAAGUGGCAGUAGAAGAGCUAGCCAAGAGACUAGAGACAGCAGUUGGGACUUGGGGCUUGACGAGGGGGAUGAGGAGGAGGAGGAGGAGAGAGGCAAGGAGGGGGGGUUGCGGUCAUGGGCGGUGGGGACGCUGCGCAGCGGUGUGCGGGCUGCCAUGCGCAUGGGGCGGGAUGAGAUCCUCGCCACGUUUCUCAAGGGCGGGUCUGCUUUAACGCUCACUUCCGUCAAGAAGCUGCUGCUAUCGCGCAUCACUGGCCGCGUGCUGUACGAGCGAGCCAAGUUUGAAGUCACGCAGAUGGCUCUAAAACGGGGCGGCCAGCUAGUGCUGUCCACGAUCGAGUCUCGCCUGGCCUUCUACAGUGCCAAGCAGGGCCUGGCGGCAGCAACGGCUCGUUAUGUGAGCCUCAGGAGCGCCAUGGCUCUGCUCGGGCCCCUGCUGUGGGGUGCGUUCAUAGCGGACGUGGUGGUGCAGUCUCUGGGCACAGACUACGCCCGUGUCGUCCGAGCCAUCUUCUCAUUCGCACAGAUUCGCCUCACCAAGACGUACGGUUGGACCCAAGGUUCCAGCUCAAGCCGUGGCUCACUAGAGGCGUAACGAAAUAUCUCAAGAGCGUGCGCUUACUAGCACCUACUUGUACAUACAGGCAGUAGUUGUUUGCGUACCCUUUCCUAUUGGAUUGCUUUAGAACCCAAGGCCCUAGGUGAGCUUUCCAACACUAAGUAUACACUAUAUAUAUGUACACUCUUAUCAUAAAGUCACCAGUCCUAACCAUUGGGAC